UACUCUGAUGAUUGAAAAUUAAAACUGAUUUGAACUUCAACUUUGGGACAUUUUUAUUUAGUUUUGUUUCUGUUUAAAGUUUAAUUUUUCUAUCCGAGAAAAAAUCAAGACGGAGAUUUUGUUUAAACAACAAUCCGAUCCGAUCCGAUUUAGACGUUCGUAACGUUUGUAAUGUUAGAUACACCUGGUCAGAACUUCUUUUCCAUUCAACACUGACAGGCGAAGGCAACUACAAAAAGAAAAAAGAACACCUAGAAAGAAGGGGGUUUUGAAGAGUGAAAAGUUGUUUUUUAAAACAAAGGCAAAAAGGGAUUCAAGAAGGAGCAAGAAAAUCAAGAAGAAAUGGACACUUUAAAAGAAAUAAUCUAUCCGGAAAUUGAACCGGGUGUUAUAAGCAAGGAGAUGAUAGAAAAAUCAUAUUCAGAAGAGGGAUAUAAAGGUGAAGCAUUGAGACUGCAUCAAUUGGAACCAAUUCGAUAUGAGAAAAUUACGGUCUUGAGGUUAGAGUUUUUAAACAUUUUACGUAUUGAUCAUCUCUGGAUGAUGCCCAAUCUCACCAAACUCGGUCUAAACUGCAACAAAAUUGAAGUUAUCGAACAUAUUGGAAUGCUUACCUCAUUGAAAGAACUCAAUCUAUCCUUCAAUUACAUUGAGAAAAUUGAACAUUUGGACACUCUUAAGAAUCUCGAAGUCCUUAGUUUGUACAACAAUUUAAUCACUGAUAUUGAAGGCUUUGAUGCUUUGGAAAAUUUGGUAAUCUUCAGUUUAGGAAAUAACAAGAUUGAAUCAUUGAAGGGGUUAGAACGUAUGAGAUUUUUGAAAAAACUCAGUGUUUUCAACAUGGAAGGCAACCCUGUUUGUCGAACAUUGGGUUAUCCAUUGGUAACUUAUAUUGCUGCUCUAUUGCCAGAUGUCAAAUAUUAUGAAUAUGCUUAUAUUGAAGAUUCUGCAAGAGAAGCUGGAAAGCAAAAGUUUAUUCGUGAACUUCGGGAAAUCGAAGCAGCCGAAGAAGAAGAAAUUAGAAUUCGAAAUCACAAAGCCAAAGAACUCGAAGGUGAACUUCGAUUUUCUAGCAGCUUCGUUGAAUACCUGAACGAGCAUCAACUCUUCGAAUCUCUGUGGCAGAACGAUGAAGAUGGUCGAGUCUUAAUUCAAAUCGGUGGCGAUAGCAUCGAUGAUCUGAUGUCCGAAUAUCGAAGUGACUUCUUUGAUAUAACACAGGAAAUCUUCAACCUAGGACUUGUCAAAUUCGAAGAACGAAAAAAAGAAAUCGAUUUGUACAUGCAAAGUGUUAAAGAAGGACAAAUGCAAAUUCAAAAGUCUGGGCACAAGAUUAUCGAUGAAUAUGUUCUUGUUAUAGAUGAGGCCUUCAAAGAUGCUGCCCAUUGCCUGAGACAAUUGGAAACUAGGUCUUUGAAGGGUGAAGACGAAGAUUCCCUAGAAUCUGUUGCCCUGCUUGAACAGUUUCAAACUAUUUCGUUAAAGUUUCAUGAGAAAACAAACGAUAUCUGGCAGACAUUAAUGGGUGAUGAGUUGCAUUUGUAUGAAAGUAUUAUGGAAUCAACAGCAUUCUUCGAACGAAAUAUUCAAGAAAUGAUAUCUAAGUUUGUGGAACAAGAACAAAUUUUUUUUGCCAAAAUUCGAGAUGUUGCUGUUCACUUCUCGGAAAACCUCAGCGAACUGGUUCAGCAAUACAUUGGUAUUAAAUUAGCCACAGGAUUGUUUAAUGAUGUUCCCGAAGGAUUGAAGAUUUGUUUGGAGGAUAAAGAUGCUUUGAAUAAUUUUGUGGUUGGUAUGAAAGAUCAUCACGUGCAAAAGAUCGAUGAACGUGAAGAUCGUUUAGUUGUGAGAAGUAAAAAUUUCGUUACGGAUUUGAUAAAAGAAUUACAAAAAAACGAGCUGGAAAGAAAUCGUGCUAAAAUUUUAGAAAUCAAUUCUUAUAUUGAACAAAUGACUAAUAAUCUACUAUCGCUUCAGGGAGAAAUUCGUCAAGAGUUACUUAAUAAAAAUAUUCAAUUCACAUAAA
Molecule: messenger RNA, 2026 nt
Organism: Eupeodes corollae
Lineage: Eukaryota; Metazoa; Arthropoda; Insecta; Diptera; Syrphidae
Gene: TbCMF46
Product: dynein regulatory complex subunit 3
Exons: 7
Coding region: 343-2025 (560 amino acids)
Molecular function (GO): protein binding
Source: RefSeq, a predicted model, not a curated record